GUGUCUGUGACGGUCGAUUCAUCAGCAGCGACGAUUAGAGUGGACGACGAUGGCUGUGGUAUCUCGCGUGAUGAUCUGGUGCUUCUUGGUGAACUUCAAGCAACGUCGAAGCUCCAAUCGAUAACGGAGCUUGAAGCUGGUCCCACAACACUGGGAUUUCGAGGAGAAGCACUCUUCUCAAUCAUGGGCCUCUCCCUGGUCGAGAUUGUGACUCGUCCGAGGGGGUCUGCCAGCACGUACUGCAAGAUUUGUAAGGGUGGAAGAACACUCUCUGUUGGCAUGACAAAGAAGCUGAGAUCAACUGGCACGACAGUUAUUGUUCAAGACAUAUUCUUCAACCAACCAGUCAGGCGACAGCUAGUGGAGAAGAACUUAUCCAAGGAGAUUCAGAGCAUCAGGGACAGAGUUGGUCAUUUGGCGUUCAUGUAUCCACAAGUUUCAUUUAUGGUGUCGGAUGCUGCUAGGAGCAAGGCUCUGCUAUCAUUGUCUGGUGGAAGGUCCGUGGGCUCCAGCAUAAAGGAUGUGUUUGGAGCUGCCAUUUUCGAGUCAAUGAAAGAGAUUGGCUAUCAGAAGGGUGACUUGAGACUGUCUGGCUUCAUCUCACGGCUUGUGCAACACGAGUCCUCAAGAGAUAUACAAUACCUAUACAUUAACAAGCGGCUGGUGAAGAACACUCGAUUUCACAAGUUGAUGAAUUCCAGCUUCACCACAUCGCUCAGCUUGCACUCAGAAGCUGAAACAGGCACCGGGUUAACUGGUUUUCAGGACUUGAUGUUUGUUGUUAACCUAUCAUGCCCACGGUCCUCUUAUGACAUCACGUUCGAGCCUACAAAGACAUAUGUGGAGUUUAAGAACUGGAAGGCUGUUAUGGAGUUUCUUCAAGAGGUCUUGCGUGACGUAUGGCCGUUCAGAAAAUCGCCUUUGGCUGAAACAGGCCCGAUGAUGCAACCCAGGAAGAAGAGAAGUAAAUCAUGGCAAAAAAUUGAUCCCAGUUACCAGCCAAGCCAUCCCAUAACUCUAUCCAGCAAACCAAGCAAGCACACACGUGGUACCAGGCACCUGCUUCCCGUUGAAGGAUCAGGCGAAACCUCAUUUGAAGAAUGUCCCAGCUCAGCGUAUGAAGUCGAUCGGCUGGAUUCCACAGUAAAUCUGCGUUCCAGGGCUUUUCAAGCCAACAUCACAAAGGGAGAGAGCAGAUGUGAAGAGAAUAUCGGCCAAGCUAGGGCGUCCACUUCAAAGCCAUUGCAUAAAUAUCUCGAUAACUCUAUCGAGUGCACGCUUUGGCCCUUAUCUCAGCACGAUUCUUAUCCUGAACUCUCCUCAUUUGCAUCAGCAAGAGACUCGUUACCUACUCCUACAGGAACGAAAGGGAGGCCCAUGGAAGAUCAUGACACAGACUUGCCUGCGUCCAAUCCACUUGACUUGUCCCUGGAUCUACAGCUGCACCCAGAUGGGAUGGACCUAGAGACUUCACGGUGCCUCUUUGGAAGAACAGGCCAGGAUGAUCAACAAUCUCCAGAGCCCAUGCCUAAGCGAAGAAAGAAAGUAUCAUUGGAAGAAAGACGUCAUUCUGAAGGCGAUGGACCUUCACAUUGGUCGUGCAUGCUUGAUCCAGAAAUGGUAUCAGAUGAAUUGUUGCUGGCUGGCAUGGAGCACAUCCAGGACAUUCAGCCACAAAGAUCGAUGAAUGGGCACAGGACCAGCAAUUCAGCCUCGCUGAAGAUUGCGCCUGAUUUUCCUGCUGUUGUCUCGCUCGAGUUCCAAAAAGCGGUCGAGCUCAUUGAUCCGCUUAUUGAAACCCAAACGGGCCCAGCAAGCAAAUCGCAGCAGUGUGCAUCAGGAUUGGACAAGCAGAAGACGUGGGGUCUGGUUGCCUGUGGAGGUGCGUCUGAAACAGCAAAGUCAGCAAGGGAAAACUUUCAAGAGCAUGGCUUCGGCCCUGGAGCUCUGGCAUCGCCUUUGGUUUUGGAGAAUCAGUCAGCUGUGGUGCCACUACUCCUUGAUACACCCUCGGACUUGCCAAUCACAGCAGGGCAAGAAGGGUGCCUGAGCCAAUCUAGGCAUCCAGGAAAAUCUCGCUUCAAGAAACUGGCGGCCUUGCAUCUACACCACCACGGGCAGUUGUGCAAUUGUUGGCAUCAAAAGCUUGUAGGGGUGCCAUCAUGUUUGGAGACAUGCUGA
Closterium sp. Naga37s-1 is the source of this 2181-nucleotide messenger RNA. Lineage: Eukaryota; Viridiplantae; Streptophyta; Zygnematophyceae; Desmidiales; Closteriaceae. The record is from the annotation of a GenBank genome assembly.